GAGCUUCACAAAACCAGCAAGACGAACACUGGCAACAACACUUUUGGUUUCAAUUAUUUUGAUUAAUUUUUUCCAGUCAUCUUUACUUAAUUUUUUUAUUUAAUUUCCUUCUCUUAAGUUAACCUGUCCAAUCAAUCGAGACUUACAUGAUACAAUUUAUUUAAUCCAGUGAAUUUUGUAAAAUAUAAACCAUUCAUCACAGAUUUUGUAUAUUUUUGUAUUCUCUUGUGAUAUUGGAAAGUCUACCAUCAUCAUAGAAUUAUAAAACGGAUUGAUACAAAGCCUUGCCAGACAAUUUCACUUGAUUUAUUAUGCUUAUUUAACUCUUCAUCUAGUUGUGAUUAUUGCAAAUUUAUAUAUACAUGAUUAUAACCCAAUCUAACUCUUAUUAUUAUUGGUAUUUAUCAUAACUGUUUAUACCUUUGUCUUGUUCUUUCCAACGCAAGUUUUUUUUUGUUUAACUCACCCGGUUAAGACUCCAUUGAUAUGGCUCAAGAAAAUGACAAUAAUCAUCACCAAGAGGAUAAUCAUCACGAGAGGACUAGAGCUAUUGAACCAAUCGAUGGACAUCAUCGUCUUCAAUACACUUAUUGCAUCUGGUACUCACGCCGGACUCCUGGUAAACUGACUAACCCAUUGACCUAUGAUCAAAGUUUAAGAAUAAUUGCAACAUUUUCUACUGUUGAACAAUUCUGGUCCGUACAAUCUUAUCUUUUACGUCCUUCAGAGUUAUCUGGUCACUCAGAUUUACAUCUUUUUAAAGAUGGUAUAAAACCUUUGUGGGAGGAUGAUGCUAACAAAGAAGGAGGAAAAUGGAUUGUACGGUUAAGAAAAGGUUUGGCAUCUCGUUGUUGGGAAAAUCUAAUUCUAGCUAUUCUUGGGGAACAGUUUAUGGUUGGUGAAGAGAUUUGUGGUGCGGUUAUUUCCAUAAGAUCCCAAGAAGAUAUCAUCUCCGUUUGGAAUAAAACUGCCAAUGACUCAAUUACCACAAUCAGAAUAAGGGAUAUUCUGAAAAGAGUUCUGAAUUUACCUUUGAAUACAAUAAUGGAGUACAAAACUCACAACGACAGUUUGAGGGAUCACUCGAGUUUCCGUAAUACUGAUGUAUUUGUCCGGUAGAUGUUGCGGUUAACGCGUAAUUUAAGAAAAGCUGAAUCAUCAAACCACGGAGGAUUACUCAAUGAAUCAUAAACAAUAUCAGUAACUGUUGAAUCAUUUUUAUUCAACGUAACAUUGUCCGUUGAAUUUCAAAAUAAUAAGAUAAUUGUUCCUUUUCUAAGAGCAUGGAAAGAUAAAAUAAUUGGAUAAGGUACAGAAAACAUUGACAAAAUAAGAGAUUAAGCUUUACUGAGGAACUUUUCUCCUCAGAAAAUUGUCCCUUUCCACAUUCUUAGGAUGUUCAAUAAAAGUCCAUCCUGAUUCAAA
Tetranychus urticae (two-spotted spider mite) is the source of this 1425-nucleotide messenger RNA. RefSeq names its product eukaryotic translation initiation factor 4E homologous protein (gene eIF4EHP). The record is from RefSeq and is a predicted model, not a curated record. Gene Ontology annotation, cellular component: cytoplasm; eukaryotic translation initiation factor 4F complex. Gene Ontology annotation, molecular function: RNA 7-methylguanosine cap binding; translation initiation factor activity. Gene Ontology annotation, biological process: translational initiation. NCBI's taxonomy places the organism in Eukaryota, Metazoa, Arthropoda, Arachnida, Trombidiformes, Tetranychidae.